UUUUAAUAUCUCGGGUUUGGAAAAGAAAUAAGAUGGAAAAUGCCUUCAACCUCAGCAAAAAUCUGGUCCUCCUUGGACUUUUGGAGAUGGAAGGACUAAGAUAUCUGUACUGCGUCCUGUCUAUUUUCCUAUAUUCAUUUAUUUUACUCUUAAGUGUUAUUAUUGUUUUUAUCAUAUUCAUAGAUAAAAGGUUACAUGAACCCAUGUACAUCCUCAUAAGUAACCUGGUCCUCAAUGGAAUUUUUGGCAGCUCGUCAUUUUUCCCGAAGUUGAUAUUUGACCUCAUGACCUCGUCCACGACCAUCACUCAUGGUAACUGUGUUGCGCAAGCUCUGUGUGUUACGUUAUUUGCUUUCUAUGAAAUGAGCACCUUCACCAUAAUGGCGUAUGACCGAUAUUUGGCUGUUUGUCACCCGCUGCACUAUGGCAUGUUGGUAACCAAUGAGAGGAUUAUACAGCUCACUGUUGGCUCCUUAGUAUUGGCCUUCAUACUUGUACUCAUAGGCUUGCUCCUCACAUGGAAGCUUCCCCUUUGUGGGAACAUGUUAAACAAUAUUGUUUGUGACAAUAUGUCCAUGGUCAUUCUCUCCUGUGUGGACUCCUCCAUCAGUCAACUCUACUCCGCUUCUGUAUCCGUCAUCUACUUGUGUGUCACCAUCUUGGUCACCGUUUUCUCCUAUCUCAAGAUAUUUUUUGUUUGUUUGAAAAUCUCUGGAGAAUCGCACCAAAAAGCCGUCCACACCCUGGUCACCCAUCUACUCAACUUCUCUGUAUUUUUAGUUGGAUUCUUCUUCGUUUUCAUGCGUUACAGGCUAGGCAAUGUUAAGCUCCCGAUUGUGAUUCACGCUCUUUUCUCUGUGACAGCUCUCAUUGUCCCACCAUUGCUCAACCCCUUGAUCUAUGGAGUCCGGACACAUGUCCUGAAGAUGAAGGUUACUCAUUAUUUACAGACGAUGCACACUUGGCCAAAGUCUACUAAAAUACAUAGGCCUUCUGCACCUAUAUCUGUCAUAAGUCAUAAUGAGUAG
Molecule: messenger RNA, 1028 nt
Organism: Hyla sarda
Lineage: Eukaryota; Metazoa; Chordata; Amphibia; Anura; Hylidae
Product: olfactory receptor 1509-like
Exons: 1
Coding region: 33-1028 (331 amino acids)
Biological process (GO): G protein-coupled receptor signaling pathway
Cellular component (GO): membrane
Molecular function (GO): olfactory receptor activity
Source: RefSeq, a predicted model, not a curated record